This is a messenger RNA of Cheilinus undulatus (humphead wrasse), 5272 nucleotides long. Its product is annotated as regulator of G-protein signaling 12-like. Gene Ontology annotation, molecular function: protein binding; GTPase activator activity. The record is from RefSeq and is a predicted model, not a curated record. Gene Ontology annotation, biological process: signal transduction. NCBI's taxonomy places the organism in Eukaryota, Metazoa, Chordata, Actinopteri, Labriformes, Labridae. The coding region runs from base 141 to 4367 and encodes 1408 amino acids. The transcript has 18 exons.
UUGGUGAAAAGGGAGCCAGCUGGCACUGUGUUUUGGGUGAGUGGGUGCAGGGGUGGAGGAUGACAACAACACAAUAGUGUUUGCAACGUGCAAGUGUUUCAGUUCCCACCCACUGGAUCUCCCAGCACCCUAACACAAAGAUGAGGAUACAGGGACAGCCUGAGGGUGCAAGGAGGCGUCUGGAUUUAAAUGCAGUCGGUGAGCUCAGGGCCGUGGAGGUCAUCCGAAGUCGGGCAGGAUAUGGCUUCACUAUUUCAGGACAGAGGCCGUGUCUUUUGAGUGGCAUCCUGGAGGGAAGUCCCGCUGACCUAGUGGGACUUAAACAAGGGGAUCACAUCAUGGCAAUUAAUGGAACUGACGUGUCUGCUGCUGCGCAUGAGACUGUGGUGCAGCUGAUUGGCAGCUGCAAAGGACCCUUGCAGUUGGUGGUGCACGGUGAAGGCCGAAUCAUGGGGAACCCUAUUCUCCAUGAUGCUAAAUUUGGUAGUGGUCAUAAAAGUGGAAUUUACCAAAAGGCACUUGUUCUUCGUACCAUCUCAGAUGAUACAAGUAAUUCGUCGUUUAGCUCAAGUCAUGCUGCCAACACCAAACAGAAACAGAGGCCGGUGUCAGAGCCUGAUAUGUCUCAGGGGGCAAAAAACUGGAACUCUUUUGCAGAUCAGCCAAAGCAGGAAACAACCAGAGUUGAAGACACAGACUCUGUUUUAACAGAUACAGAGGAAGUGAAUCCAGAAUGGUGCAUUUUAAACAUGACCUUGGUGGUGGGCUACCUAAGCUCCACCGAACUCAUUCUAAACACUACCGAAUCAGAGGAGGACUGCUUAAAAGCAAUUCGUGAGCGGAUACGACAGCUGGGGACGGAGCAGAGUACCCACACUCUGGUGAUGAUGAAGAUCAUGUUUGACUGCGUCCGACUUUGUGAUGAUGCAGGAGCUGUUUUGGCAGCCUUUCCCACCGAGAACCUUGUUUUAGGGGCUGUUUGUGCUGAAGACCCACGUUUUUUCUGCUUGGUCACUACAGCACAUAUAAUAAAUGGCAGAGUACCAGAGGACAGCCCCCUACGGGCCUCCUGCCAUGUUUUCUUCAUUGACCCAGAGCUGGGAAACCAUCAUGACCAUGCAGGUAUUGCAGGGCGUUUUGGCUUCAACUGCACCGCAGAUCCAGACACUGAAGGCUGCCUGGAAUUCCCUCAGACCCCCCCGGAUGUUCUACACUUCGUCACAGUCCUGUACAGCGAUAUGGGGGAGGCUGUGGAGCGGCUUCGGGUCAGACUUGACAUGGAGGCUCAGCAGCAAGCCAGCGAGAAUGGCAGCACUGGAAAACAAGGUAGUGCCAGCAGCAAUGGGGACAGUGGAAUUGGAAAUACAUCCCCCCCUGAGGAGAGAGCAGAUAGGGAUUUCCCUUCUCCAAUCCAAAACCACCCAGGGGCCCACCUCCCCAGCUGUCCAUGGGAUUAUCCUAUGUCUGAAGACCUCACCCCAAUAAACCUCUCCAAGAAUGGUAAAAAACAUAAUCUAGAGACAAGUGCCAGCACACAUUCCCUUUCAGAAUCUCUACCUGGCCCUGACUCUCUCACCAGCUUUUAUGGAGGUCCCCCACCUAGACUGGAAUUCCAGUUCAAGCCCCCACCACCUCCUCUGCCUUUAAGUAAAAAAACAAACUUCUUUGCUGACCCUCUCAGAAGUAGUCAAAGGUGGUUCUCAAAGUCAAAGUGGCCAAAAGCACAAAGUUGUGAUCCUGUGCCUCUGGUGACAUCCAACAACAACUGGUCCUCUGGUGUUAACCACAGUGUUAGUAUGAAUAAUCUACCUCCCCCCAUGAGCCAAAUCCCCCCCAACAGGUACCGGUCAGCAGAGGUCAUGAUGCUUCCUCCUAAAGAAGAAUGGACCAAACACUUUCUUGAACAGAGAGACAAACUGCGGAAAGAUGCUAGUACCAAAAAUGGCUCCAGGUUUUGGGGUAUGGGUGUUGUUCGUACUUCCAAACGGCGCUCAAAAAAACGUCUGAGCCUGGCACGAUCACUGGAUGACCUUGAGUCUGCUGCUUCCUCAGAUGGCGACUACAGCGGAGUCCAGUUGCAGGGAUGCUGCAGCCAGAGCAGCCUGAACAGUAAUGGCAGCCUUCCAGGAGCAGGCAGCCAUAGAGGGCUUCCAGAGCAGCGUGUGGCCAGCUGGGCCGGCUGCUUCGAGCGUCUCCUGCAGGAUCCAGUGGGCGUGCGCUACUUUUCAGAAUUUCUCAAGAAAGAAUUCAGUGAGGAGAAUAUCUUGUUCUGGCAGGCCUGCGAAUACUUCAGUCAUGUCCCUGCAACGGAUAAGAAGCAGCUGUCCCAGAGAGCAGGUGAGAUCUACAACAGCUUCCUUUCCAGUAAGGCCACCAUGCCAGUCAACAUUGACAGCCAGGCCCAGCUGGCUGAUGACGUACUCACCUCCCCGCGGCCUGACAUGUUCAAAACACAGCAGCUACAGAUCUUCAACCUGAUGAAGUUCGACAGUUACUCCAGGUUCCUCAAGUCCUCCCUUUACCAAGAGUGUCUGCGUGCUGAGGUGGACGGCCGGCCCUUACCGGACCCUUACCACAUCCCCUGCAGUCCUGCGCCCUCCAAGCACAGUGCCAGCUCUGACCGCUCCACCCUCUCCACUCCCAAAAAGGAGGCAAGAAAGCAGAGAUCAGGGAGGUCACUGAAUGAAGACAGCAGAGACGAGAGCGCCGACAAGAAACGUGGUAUCUUCUUCUCCUGGUCUCGCAACAGGAGCUUUGGGAAGGGGCCAAAGAAGAAAGACAUAGGAGACAUUAACCUUGACUACUGGGGCAGUAAUGGGCGGAGGGAGUCCCAGGGGUCGUUGUCGUCCGGUACCAGCCUAGAGAUGGCUACUUCCUGCUCUGCUGGCAAGAUUGAGGCUGAUAAUCGCCACUCUGUCGGAGUUUGGGAACGCUCCCCGAAACACUGCAGCGUGAUGCUUCCGGACGGCUCCUGCUCUUCCAUCACUCUCCGGCCCGGCGCUUCCAUCAGAGACGUCUUGCAGGAUUUGUGUCACAACAUCAGUAUCAACAUCGCUGCUGUCGACCUCUUCCUGGUUGGAGGGGAGAAGCCUUUGGUGUUGGACCAGGACUGCAUGACCCUCAGCUCCCGAGAAUUAAGACUGGAGAAACGGACCCUCUUCAGAUUGGACCUGGUGCCCAUUAACCGCUCUGUGGGGCUAAAGGCCAAACCCACCAAACCGGUCACAGAGGUCCUGCGCCCUGUUGUGGCCAAAUAUGGCCUCCACCUCAGCGAUCUUGUGGCUAAAAUAAGUGGAGAAACUGAGCCUUUGGACCUGGGGGCCCCCAUAUCGAGCUUGGACGGCCUACGAGUUGUGUUGGAGCGAGCAGACCCAGCUUCAAGCAAAGACAAAUCCAAGUCUUCCUCCUUAAAAGGUCACCCUCCAACCAGGAGUUUUUCAGCUACAGGAGAUGAGAGGUCAACACCAAAGGACUUUUCUGUGAGAGCAAGUGGACCAGACUCAGGACUCCCAGUGGAAAAGAGAAAACAGAAAAAGAUUAAUAUAGAUGAAGCCGAAGAAUUCUUUGAGCUCCUGAGCCGUGCACAGAGCACCCGAGCCAAUGAUCAGCGCGGACUCCUGAACAAAGAUGACCUGGUUCUUCCUGACUUCCUGCGCCUCUCUCCGCCUGAGCUGGCCUGCUCCACCCCCGACUCGCUAAAACAAACACGGGAGAAUGGCGUCUCCUCACGUGGGGCUCUAUCUUCCAGCCUUCGUUCAGAGAGCCUGGACUCCUCACUCAGCUCCAGCGCCAAUGGACACUCUGCGGCAAGGCGCUGCCUCUUACCUCCUCCUCGCCACCCAACUUUCGGCACCCACCUGUCCCCUAUCUCCCGACCUUUAGACACCCGGCCCAGCCUCCGCACUGUGGAGGAGGACACCCACACUGACCUGACCCUAGUAGGGGAGGGCGACAUCAGCAGUCCAAACAGCACCCUGCUGCCUCCAACCCCAUCCCCUAAGCCGUCCUUCGAGGGCAGCAUCCCCGAAGCCAACUUCACCCCGCCACCACCCUGCUCCGAGUCUCAAGAUGCGGGUGAAGAGGGAAAGUCCAGCUCAGGCACUGAAGGAAAAACUGACCCGAGCUCCACCGCCACUGCACAGACGGCUCAGGACGUGAUGGACGUGGAGGGGGUACACCUGGAGGAGGGAACACAGGAGACUUCUCAGGGAGAGGACUCUGAGCUCAGCCUGAGCUUCCAGGGCUACGUGGCGGAGCUGCGGCAGUGCCAGAGCAAGAUGAGGAUUGCCCAGAUGCCGCAAAAUGGCCGCAACCCACCUGAGGCGACGGACUGUCAGACGGACCUUUUCAAGGCCACAGUUGUUUAAAGGGGACCGCCCCACUGCUGCACUUUGAAAGCCCUAGGCACCGUCUUUAGAGAGAUUGAGUCACACCAUGGGCUGCUUGUACAAAGCUGUUAAGUUACACUCCAAAACAGAUCGAUAUUAUGGUGAUAGAUAUUGUAUAUUUGUUACGAUUUAUGGCGUCUUAUUGUUGAUUUCUAGUAUUGGUUGUAAUUUGGGACAGUGAUGUUUUUGUUAUUGUAUAGUUUAAUAAUGAGGUGCAGAGCAACUCUAUCAGAAGCCAUGUAAGGCCGAGGAAAACCACGGAAGGAACUUUUUUGGUACCAGUUUCAAAUUAAGCGAUCAAUAACAACAGUUUAUGACCUGUUUGUAGUUGUUUUGUUCUGUUCAAGUUAAUAUUUGGUAAAACCUCUUAGUACAGGAGAAGAAACUGACAAAUAGAUAUUCCUUAGAUUACAACCAAGUAACACUUAGGGGGCGCACUCACACCAGACCCAGGUCCCUGCACCAAGAAGCCGAUCUGAUUUGGGCAUUACGAUACCAAGUGACUGCACUUCAGACACGCGUCCAAUGAUGGCCUGAUAGCAGAACUCACUACAAACAAUAAAUCAUCUCUGCAGCUCUCUUACUGCUGCUGCUUAUGAUCCCUAUGUGCUCAAAUGAAUGGGGGCGAUAUUUGCUGCAAGCUAAGAAGCUAGCAGUGCCUCUUUAACAGCUUUUCGCCCUCAUUUUCUUGUAAACUUUUAAAGGACUACUGAUACAUAUCAAAUACAUCUUUUUGAAUUGUGUUUAAUUGAAAUGACAACUCAGUUGAAGAUGGCACGUUAUACAAGAGUUGUGCCAAACCAUUUUUGGUAGUAUCACAACUAUUUUCUCUCAAUUUGUGGCUGUGCGUUGGUCUGAAACUCCACCACUGAUGAUUUUUCUGG